Tachyglossus aculeatus (Australian echidna) is the source of this 945-nucleotide messenger RNA. Its product is annotated as olfactory receptor 6C74-like. Gene Ontology annotation, molecular function: olfactory receptor activity; G protein-coupled receptor activity. Lineage: Eukaryota; Metazoa; Chordata; Mammalia; Monotremata; Tachyglossidae. The transcript has 4 exons. The record is from RefSeq and is a predicted model, not a curated record. The coding region runs from base 1 to 945 and encodes 314 amino acids. Gene Ontology annotation, biological process: G protein-coupled receptor signaling pathway. Gene Ontology annotation, cellular component: membrane.
AUGAAGCCAUCCCAAGGAAUGCGUCCUGACCCUGCCAUGCCCAAGAUCCCAUGCACCCGGCCUGCAGUGGAGGAGCCUGGGCAUAUCUGGAGCUGUCCCUACCCAGAGGGAGAGGAGAAACAGCCCUCCAUCCUCCUCCAGGAAAUCAGACUGAUGGUCCUCUGGGCGUUAGCCAACAGGAUUCACUGGUCAACCAUGAGGAGCCACAUACCAGUCACUAACUUCAUCCUACUGGGGCUCACGGCUGACCCUAAUUUACAUGCGGCGAUUCCCCUCUACAUGUCUGUCACCUACGUACUGAGCAUCACCGGCAACCUGACCAUCGUCACCUUCACCAUGAUGGACUUCCGCCUACACACCCCCAUAUUUCUGGCCCCCAUUGUCACCCGGGACAGGACCAUUUCCUACAACUGUUUUGCAACUCAGCUAUUUUUAUUCAUCCUGCUGGGGGCGACUGAGUUCUUCCUCCUGGCCAUCUUGUCUUCCGACCGUUAUGUCACCAUCUGCCGAUCGCUGAACUACACAACUCUCAUGAGCCCAAGAGUCAGCAUCCCGCUGGUCCUUUGCUCCUGUCUGACUGGGUUCAUGGUCAUCUUUUCUCUGGUCAUCUUUGGUCUACAACUGUACUUCUGUGGCUCUGUAACCACUGACCACUUCUUCUGUGAUAUCUCUCCUCUGUUCCUGCUCUCGUGCUCAGACACCUCGUUCCUGCAGCUGAAGGCUCUUAGGAGAAAGGUCUUUUCCACCUGCUCCUCCCACAUAGUCGUGAUCUCCAUCAUAUACGGCAGCUGCAUCUUUAUGUAUACCAAACCGUCUGCCAAAGAAAGGGUGGAACUGACCAAAGGGGUGGCGGUGGUCAACACGUCCUUGGCCCCCAUGCUGAAUCCCUUCAUCUAUACCCUGUGGAAUAUACCUCCUAUACCUCCUGGAGGAGGGGAGUUCUGA